Messenger RNA from Mercenaria mercenaria, 1528 nucleotides. Its product is annotated as mitochondrial-processing peptidase subunit beta-like. The coding region runs from base 59 to 1285 and encodes 408 amino acids. Gene Ontology annotation, molecular function: metal ion binding; metalloendopeptidase activity. Gene Ontology annotation, cellular component: mitochondrion. The record is from RefSeq and is a predicted model, not a curated record. NCBI's taxonomy places the organism in Eukaryota, Metazoa, Mollusca, Bivalvia, Venerida, Veneridae. The transcript is spliced from 12 exons.
CAGUUUCAACGCAUGCGCAGCGCUCUUCGUCCUUCGCAUUUUACGAAACAUCCGAAACAUGGCCACAAAGAUGUUAAAAGUGGCAAACACGAUUGCACGGGCGUUGCCAACAGCAAAAAAUGUUCCUGUUACAGCUGCGAUGCUAAAUAAGAGAUGGCAAUCAACCAGUUUCAAAGAGGCGUUACUAAAUGUUCCGGAAACUAAAGUUUCCACUCUGAAUAAUGGAUUUAGAAUUGCUACUGAAGACUCUGGAGCACCAACAUGUACAGUUGGGCUGUGGAUUAAUGCAGGAAGCAGAUAUGAAAAUGAUCAAAACAAUGGUGUUGCUCAUUUUCUAGAACAUAUGAUAUUUAAGGGGACAUCAAAGAGAUCUCAGACUGACCUUGAACUUGAGGUGGAAAAUAUGGGUGCCCAUCUAAAUGCAUACACAUCCAGAGAACAAACUGUAUACUAUGCCAAAUGUUUCUCAAAAGAUCUGGAGAAAGCUGUUGAGAUUUUAGCUGACAUAACACAAAACAGCACACUUGGAGAGAAGGAGAUAGAAAGAGAAAGGGGUGUUAUUCUCAGGGAAAUGCAGGAAGUAGACACAAACUUACAGGAGGUAGUGUUUGAUCACCUGCAUGCCACAGCCUACCAGGGCACACAGUUGGGUCGCACCAUUCUUGGACCCACAGAAAACAUAAUGUCACUGAAGAGAGAUGACCUGGUUGCUUAUAUCAAAGAACAUUACAAGGGAAACAGAAUGGUACUUGCCGGAGCUGGAGGUGUUGAUCAUCAGAAAUUGACAGAGCUAGGAGAGAAAUAUUUUGGUAAACUAGGUACUGGCUACGAGACGGCUUUGCCAGUUCUGUACCCCACCCGCUAUACUGGUAGUGAUGUAAGUUGCCCUAGUACAGUCUUCUUUCAAGAUAAUAAAAUGUGCUCAGAAACUACCAAUCAGAUGCCUAAGUUUUUUCACUGGUUUCAAAAGAUGAGACUGUGUACAAACAUUACAGAUUUUGAAGUAGAAAGAGCUAAAAGACUGCUUAAGACAAAUCUUUUAUUACAAUUAGAUGGCACUACACCAAUCUGUGAGGAUAUAGGAAGACAAAUGUUAUGUUAUGACAGAAGAAUACCAUUGGAUGAAAUGGAAGCUAGAAUUAGUGCUUUAUCAGGAGAUGAUGUAAGAAGGACAUGUUAUCAAUAUAUCUAUGAUAAAUGUCCAGCUGUUGCCGCUGUAGGUCCAAUUGAAGGAUUGAACGACUAUAACAGGUUACGAUCAUCAAUGUACUGGUUGAGAAAAUAAACACUGACAAUUAUUUAUUGAAACAUUUUAAGAAAUAUUUACGAAAGAAAACAAUAAGAAAUCUGUAGAUCUUCAGACCAUGCCAGUUGAGAUAUCAGCUAAUGUUGAUGAUGUGCUAUACACAUGUUGACAAAGGUGAACUGGAGUCAUUUAAGUUUGUGAUAGAAAUUUUUUUAUGUGUAAUUGUUCUUGUUUGUGUUGGCAUGGUAGAUUUUAAAGUAUUAAAAUUUGCCAGAAAAAAGA